GUCUGGUAAUGCUGGGGGUCAAAUGUAACGCAGUUAUGUCUAUCGAAUGAAAUUUGGCUUGUACCUGCUCCAAUGCCUUUUAUCCGAACGAUAACUUCAAGAAGGGCAAAGGCAGCGGACGCUCCGCGGAUGCUCCGCGGGAACUCCGAACAUUACAGCACUUGGCCCCACCCCCGUCUCUAUAUAAGAAACCACGGUCGCAAAUCUGACAAAAGAAUCAAUUCGCUGAGGGGAGAACACCAUGGUCACAUCACCAACCGCACUAAUCAUCGGCUGUGGGAUUGCCGGCCCCGUGCUGGCCAUUUUGCUCAAACGACGAGGCUAUGCGCCCAUUGUGUUCGAGAAGGUCGGCGUGCUCGGCGACGCGGGCGCAUCGCUGCUCAUCCAGCCAAACGGAAUGAAGGUCCUCGGUCUCCUAGGUAUAGCUGAGUCCCUCGAGCAGGACUUCCAACCGCUGCGCGGAUUCUGGCACGGCACGCCCGACGGCCGAACCCUCGCGUCUUCGACCCUGGCUGAGGAAUUCAAGACGCGAUACGGCUUUUCAGCCGUUGGCACCCGACGCUCCGAGCUGAAUCUCCGGCUCAAGAACCUGCUCCUGGACCAGGGAAUCGGAGUCCGCGAGGGAUGGGAAUUGCUCCGCAUCGAGGAGCACGCGGAUUCCGUCACGGCCCGAUUCACCAACGGGCAGUCAGCGACUGGCUCGUUCCUCGUGGGAUGCGAUGGCAUCAAGGCUGCUUCCCGGGGGGAGAUUCUCCGAAACCACCACGACGGCGAGGAGGGCCCUCCGAUGUUCACGGGCUUAACCCAGACCGCGGGCAUCUCACCCACUCCGUCGAAUCUGCACGACCGAGGAAGGCAGAUGAGCAACUGGUACGGCGCGGGCAUUCAUGUCAUCGCGUAUCCGGUCUCCAAGACACAUACCUCCUGGGCGGUGACGCUACCGGACGCGAAUGAACAGCCGGAAACGUGGAGGCUGUCCGGUGCAGAGGACCUCGCGGCGCGGCGCGGCGAACUGCAGGCUCACUUGGCGGGAUUCGAGCCCGCGGUUCAACAGCUAGUUACGGAUGCAGAACGUCUGAUCAAGUACGGCUUGUUCGAUCGGGAGGAGCUGACGGCGGAGCAGUGGCAUUCACGCCGGUGCGUGUUGGUCGGCGAUGCUGCGCAUCCCACCAGUCCGCAUAUCGGGCAGGGGGCGAACCAGGCGCUGGAGGACUGCUAUCACCUUUCACAUCUUCUCCCAGACCUCCAGCUAAGCUCGACGACUGAUGCGAAGACCCAUCAGCUAGGUGAUGGGGACCUGGUCGAGAUAUUCCGAACCUUCGCACAGCGCCGUCAACCACGAACAUCAACAUUAGUAAAAGAGGCGCGACGGCAGGGCGAGCAGCGGGUGGUUGUGGGCGGGCGGACCAAGUGUCGCGAACGGGAUGCUCGCAUCACAGCAGCGUGGAAGGAUUCGGACACCUUGAUGGAGAACUUCGACCGGUUGCUGCGGGAGCCUUUCUAGAUCUAGCGAUGGCCACUAUGGCAUCGCUUUGGCAAAGGCCCUGUUCGUCACCCCUGCCAACAAUCAGCUGAGACGGCGAUACAAUCUUGUCUCUUCCAAACCUGAGAGCACCCUCGCGCUAUGUCGAAGGCGUCAAUCCCAACCUUGCAUUACCGGCGAGCUCUCAUCGACAAGGUUUGGAUGGGCACAUAUCGUAACGACGCAGGCUUCGCGAAUUCUUCAUCGAGAGUGUGGAUCCUCAGCAGC
Molecule: messenger RNA, 1750 nt
Organism: Aspergillus japonicus CBS 114.51
Lineage: Eukaryota; Fungi; Ascomycota; Eurotiomycetes; Eurotiales; Aspergillaceae
Product: FAD-dependent oxidoreductase
Exons: 3
Coding region: 242-1504 (420 amino acids)
Molecular function (GO): monooxygenase activity; FAD binding
Source: RefSeq, a predicted model, not a curated record